GGGGGGACACGGCCCCACCAGGGCCGCCCAGCUGCGGCUGCCUCAGGCGCCUUCCGCAGCUGCCCGGGGGCGGCCCCAGAGCAGCGUACGGGGGGGGCCAGGUUCGAGCCGGCAUCUAGGCCCUGCAGCGUGGCGGCCUGGCCCGGUACCGGCCCGACGCGAUGCUUUCUUUACCUGUCGAAAGAAUGUGCUUCUGGCAAAGACUACGUCCACCCAGAUAGGUGACUUCACUGCAACCAGAGGAAGGUCGAUCCCUGAAGAGCAAGAAGCCCUUCUCCAGCAGUGGCUGCAGGAAGGAACAGGGAAUUCGCCAUCCAGUGAGAGUGCUCCAGCAGUGGAGGAGGUGUCAGUUAAGCUUACUAGUGCUUGGUUAGAAGGUUCAGAGUUAUUGAUGACUAGCCUCAGUGACCUGAAUUCAGUUCCAGAAAUCACCCAGUGUGCUGGUCAGCAGCUCACAGAGCUACACACCUUGGCUUCUUCAGAACCACAAGAGCAUGCAGUGUCCAAAUCAGCAGAGGAAACAGUGGCUGUAGCAGGCAGUGCCCCUUGGGCAGCUGUGGUACCACAGACAGAUCAUCAGAUAGCUGGCUGUGCCACUGUCAGUGUAGAUGUGCAGAAUGAAGACCCAGCUGUGCUGGCCUGGAGUUUAGCACACGAUACAGACACCGUGCCAGCAGAACUCCCCACCUGGCCCAUUCGGGAUACAGUGCAGCUUUGUCCUCUCCCAACAGAGGUACCCUACCACGAGAUUUUGUGGAGAGACUGGGAAGAUCUUUCUGUCCAGCCCUGUGUGCUAGAGCAGGUAACAAAAAACACUCAUCUUUUUGAAUUUCGAGUCAUGUCUUACAACAUCCUUGCUCAGGACCUGGUGGAGCAGGGCCUUGAUCUCUAUCUACACUGUCAUCGAGACAUCCUGAACUGGAACUACCGCCUCCCAAACCUUCUGCAGGAGAUCCAGCACUGGGAUCCUGAUAUUCUGUGUCUCCAGGAGGUGCAAGAAAACCAUUACUGGGAGCAGCUGGAACCGACCUUCAAGGCAAUGGGCUUUGCGUGCUUCUAUAAACGAAGAACUGGGACGAAGACAGAUGGCUGUGCAGUGUGCUAUAAGCACAGCAGGUUCCAGCUGAUCAGCUUUAGCCCCGUAGAAUACUUCCGUCCUGGCCUGGAUGUCCUCAACCGGGAUAAUGUGGGUUUGGUGCUGCUGCUACAGCCUCUGCUCCCAGACAGCCUGCAUCUGAAGGCAGUCAGUCCUUUGUGUGUGGCAAACACUCAUGUGUUGUUCAAUCCCCGGCGGGGAGAUAUUAAACUGGCCCAGAUGGCCUUGCUUCUAGCAGAGAUUGAUAAGGUUGCAAAAACUGCUGAAGGCAACCACUAUCCUGUCAUCUUGUGUGGAGACCUGAAUUCUGUACCUGAUUCUCCACUCUACAAAUUCAUCCGAAAUGGUGAACUCUCCUACCAAGGGAUGCCAGCCUGGAAGGUGUCUGGUCAGGAAGAUUUUUCACAUCAGUUGUAUUCACGGAAACUGUUGGCCCCACUGUGGCCGAGCUCACUGGGUAUAACGGACAACUGUCAGUAUGUCACUCCAUGCCAGCCAAAAAAAACAGGCAGACGGAAGUACAGCCGGGACUUUCUGCUCCAGUUUCGUUUCUGCAGUGUUGCCUGUGAACGACCAUCACAGCUGAUCCUCCUGGAGGGUGUGACGGAUGCUAAUCCAGAAUGCCCUCCGCUCUGUCCCAAGCCUGCUGCUAUGAUGAAAGACCCAGAUCCCCAGCCAUUUGUCCCAAGGUCUUCAGGCAUUAUGCGGCAUGGCCUCAACCUAACAUCUGUCUACAGCCACUUUCUGCCCCAGAGAGGACGCCCAGAGGUCACAACAAUGCCCAUGGGGCUUGGAGCCACCGUUGAUUAUAUCUUCUACUCAGCAGAGCCUGUGGAGAAUGGGAACAGAGGUGGUCGUAGGCUGUACAAGGAUGGAGCUCUGAAACUGCUUGGCCGCCUUUCCCUUCUCUCUGAAGAUGUUCUGUUGUUGGCAAAUGGUUUACCAAAUCCUUUUUGUUCAUCUGAUCAUCUCUGCCUGCUGGCUAGCUUUGGCUUGGAGAUCUCCAGCAUCAGAGAGGGUUAAUGUUGGUUCCUUCUCCCUAAAGAAAAGCUGUUCUGAAUACAGUAGGUGAGGCUCUGGACUGCACAAUCUGCUUGUGAGAAAACUCUUCUUUAUCAUGUCCUAUAAGUCCCUUUCUCCCCUGACACCCUCACCACAAGCAGGGGUGGAGACUUGAAGCACUUUUUGCAUUGGUAUUUUGUGCAUCUCCUAAUCUGUGUUCCAGUGGGCCUCCAGUUGUAGUCAGACAUUACAUCUCUUGAAGGGAUUUUUGUUCCACUGCUUUGUGUAGCAGAUGUUUUAAUGCUGCGGGAACCAACAUAAAUCCUUUGUUUAUUUGCCUUUGUGUGAGAUCUUCAAGGAGCCAGGAAAGAGAGGGGCAAUGCUGCAUAGUUCUGGUAGGUUGACUGCUGCCAAGAGGCAGGGGAUGUAUACACCAAUAUUCACUCACACCAAAACAAUGUUUCUUUUAAUUUAUCAGUGAUAGUUUGUAAAGUGUGGUCCGUCCAGGACUAGUUGUUGUGUUGCCUUUUAAAACAUUGGCUCUGCUAACUGCUUAGACAUGGCUUUUACUUAAUAAUGUGUAAGGGCUGCCUUGCUGGCAGAAGGGUUUGUGUAGUUGAACAGUUUCUACAAGAAGCUGCCUGCUUUGACUAAUGUACCAUUAAUGGGAUUGCCAGGAUUGGAGCCAUGGGUUCUACAGAUCCACCCACAGAGCUAUAGACCUGCAGCAAAAGCCUCGAGGCCUUGGGGAAGGCUCCCUUGCUUUCUAGCAGUCUUAGGACAGUACCUAGUUUAUCACUGUUAGGAAAAAGUAUUUACUAUCCUCUCUGUGAGUAUCAGGUGGAAAACAGCACCUGUAAAGCUAGGAGGCUAUGGCUGAGGGAGGUCCCAAAAGAAACAUGAAAAUGGAAUGCAUAUGAAAGGCAACAGAAUCAUCACAUCAGAUGGAAAGGCUGAUACUUGCCAGCUGCCCUACUCUUUCUCAGUGCCCUUCCUAUUCCAUUCAGCCUUCCAGAGGUCAGAUAGCCAACCUGUAGCAUCCUCCUGUACCAAACUGAAGUUCAUACUGCAGCCUUCUGGAGCCAGCCAUGUUUAGGUAGAUAGAACCUAUAGGACUGACUCCUGUCCCCUGAUAGGGAGAAGGAAGGCUGUGUAACUUUGAGCCAGAUUGUCAAGUACUUGUAUCUCAAUGUAUCUGUGGUGUCCCAUCAGUGUACUUUUGUCAGUAUUGGCUUGGCCAUUCCAAAGCCAAUAGAACUGUGCGUGUUCCUAGGGCACGUUCCCCAGUUCAAGCUGACGUUGGGUGCUUGGUUUUUCCUUGAGAGAUGAAAGCAGUGUAGGCAGAAACAUUGUCAUUCUUCUGUUCACAAAUGGGGCAGAGAAAUCCAGUUUCACCUCUGUUUUCUUUGUGGGAAGGUACAAGGACACUUGAAAAACUAUCUCUUCCUGAGUUAUAUUGGGGGACUGUCAUAUUUUAACUGUUACUUUCUUAAAUUGAAGAAUAAAGUUUUUCUAAUCUGAGAAAAAUCCUGCAAAGUCACGGCAGUGCCUUGUGCUACUGGCAACUGAACCAUCUGAGGACUUGCUUAGCAAUGCUUUGCUCGCUGGGACAUGAAAGGAGAUGACAAAUUAGCUACAUAAUAGAGGGAAGAAAUGGUCUUAGCUGUUGUCUCUCAGCACAUCCUCAAAUCCCAAAAAUGGUUUAGUUGGCAUUGGUCUUGUCUUGCAAAAUGGUUUGCAUUCAGGAACCCUCCCCCUCCUCCCAGAGAAAACAAGUACUGCUGAUCUUUUAUGGCUCACUUCUGUAAACUGCACAGAAGCAAGGCGUCUGUGUGAGGACUGUGUUCUGUGCCCACAUGAUUGUGUAAGGACUGCAUAUUCUUCUCUUGUUGCCUUGCCAGAUGCUGUGAUAUCUAGAUGGCUUUUGCUACCCUAGUUGGGAUGUAGGAGUCUGCAUAAGUGAACAGCAUGCAGGGGGUGUGUAAGUUUGCAGCUUUAUUUGCCUUUAAAUUCACAGUGAAAGGUUCUGGUUUGGUACUGGCUGUACACAGGGAGAGAAGCAGAGCUGGACAUUUCUGUGCCUCUGUUUAAUCUGGCAGUUGCACUAAUUUCUGCAGAAACUUUUGUUCUGAUUCUGUAAUUGGUUGUAUUUGUACAGGGAGAGGAAGAAAGAGAGACUGGUUAAUUGAGAGCUUUACUUUCUUCCAGGCUUGAAAAGAGGUUGGCAGAGAGCAGCCUGGUUGCAGGUAACUCCUACCAGCUGGUAACAUUAUAAUAAGAAACUUGGGACACACUAAAGAUUGGAAAACAACCAUCCAAAAGCAAAACAAGAAAAAACACUGUGACAUGUAGUGUUGGCACUUAGAGCUUUGGCUGUCUGCUUCAGCUGUAAUUGCUAGCUACAUCUGAUGGUUAGUUGAGGAGUGGGGGAGUGUGUGAAAGCAGCUCUUCUGCCCUGCUUAUUGAGACCCAUGAGGUGUGCACAGUGUACUAUCAAAUGAACCAGUUGCCCUUGCACAGGCUGAAGCACCUACCAGUUCUGUGAUGUAACUGAGGUGUAGGAGCUGUGCUUCAAAGUUGCAAGUGCUUAUUCCAUGUUAAACCAAAUAUUCAACAUUUCUUUUACAUAACUUGCAUGCAGGCACCUCAGGGAGGUUUUAAGCUUCCUGCUGUAUCUAUAAUGUUCCACAGGUCAAGCUAGUACUUUUCCUUCUUGAUACAUGAAGUAGCAUGGCAUGAAUUUGGAAUGGUUAUGUGAUUGAACACUGGACACUGAAUCACACUGAGAAACCUCAGACUGCCUGCAAGUCUGAGUUUUCUUUCUGAAGAUUAGAAGGCUCCUGGAGGGACCUGCAGCUCUUGGAAGCCAUGGCUGUUUCUUGGACAUUCAUAGGUGAAGCUAUUGCAGAAAUAUAGAACCAUUGCUAGUGACUGAAUACAGCUUCAGACAUAAAGAGCUGAAGAGUUGAUUGCUGUGUUGUUUUGACCACUGUCCCUGAAGCUCUGAUGUGGACCCCUAAGGAGUUGGCCUGUUGCAGGAAGUUUAAAUCCCCCUGUGUUCUAGAGUAAUUUGGACUUAAUUUCAGAUGGGUCUGGAGACCUGUCAAUGUCUCCAGCUGUGUGGGCGUAUAGGAGAAGUUUGGAGGUGAGGUGGGUAGAAGCUGUCUCUAGCUUUCAGGUAACAACAACUCCGUAGUUGUAAGGAGAAAGUAACAUGUUCUUUGUUGCUUUAAUAGCACACAAUGAUACAGUAAGAGGCUGUGGUAAUGAGCAGAUUGUGGUGGGGCACAUUCCAGAUACAUUUCAGAUGUAUCUCUUAACAAUUUUUGUCUAAAGGUACAACUAGUUGUCAUUAGCAUAGCUUUCUGAUGAAUUACAGAGAGGAUAAAAGGAGAAGAAUGGGAAUAGCUGCUAUGCUCAAAAAGGGAAGGUUCUGUAGUAGUAGGAUCAUUUACAUGAUGUUAGUAGUGAUGUGGAGCUCAGAGAGACUGGUACUUAAGAGAGGAUGCCAAAGACCACUUGCAGUGUGUAUAUAUACCCUGUUACCAGCCUCCUAAGCUCCAGGAGCAUGUCCAUGUAGAGGCAAACAUGUAUUUGACAGCAGCUUGGAUUGCACCACAGCUGCUAAGCUGUGUUACUUACACUGUUUAGAGUUGGAUUUCCUUCACUUUCUCAAGGGUUUAAGUUCAUUGCUUCAGGAGGAUGCCCUUUAUAGUCAGUUUUCCCCAUUACAUGGGAUGGGAUGAGCAGUGAACAAUGUAAUUGCUCUAAUUUCUUUCUUUUAGUAAAUGAAACAUGGCUGCUCCUUGAGGUCUGCUUCCUCCAUGCCUUUUCCUUAUGAGCUAUAUCUAGCAGCUGUUUUCCCAUAGUUGCCAUAUCUGUUUAAAUUUCAGAGUUCCUGACAUCUGGGGAUUUAUGCAGAUGUAUUUCUUCAGUUAAAAGUUAUAGGUGGAAUUCUUCACAGCUGAGUCUUAAUAUAAAGUUAACAUUUAAAUAGUGCCAAGCUAUAGUGAGUUCCCUCACCCCUGAAGAGUUAAGUGGGAAGGGUGAGAGCUCUGGAACCAGCACUUAGGUGGGAAUAAUUCUUGUUAUAUAAAACAAACAAACAAAACAGGUUCAAGACUUAUCAUUGUUGCCCUGCUUUGUGAAGCAUAGAACUCUGUAAUGUACUUGACCUUAGCUCCUUUUCUCUGAGGAGUCUCUUAGAGGCUCUAAUAACAGUUCAGCACCUCAGAGAAUCUGUUUUAACUGUGGGUUAAGGUAUGUGUCCUGCUUCUAAUGAUAUUUGAGACUGGUGUUGGCAAACAGUCUGCAAAGCAGGAUGUUGCUACAGAGCAAUUUCUCCCCCCAGUGUGACCACCCAACUAUGAACAUUUAUUGAAUGUACUGUUAGGAAUUUCCAGAUAUAUCCAUGGUUCAUACAAGUCUCCCUGAAGCCUUUUGUGGCUUAGAUAAAGGAGAAGCACACAAGCCUUAGGACCAUCUCCUUCAGGAGGCUUCCAGCUGUGCAGGUUAAUUGAAUUGCUGGCUAUGGCCUGCACCUUCUCUGACUGUAGCUGCCAGGCCUGAAGUGCUUUCCCUAGCACUCUCACUCUGAAAUGUGCAAUCUGUACCUUCACUGCCGCUGUACUACAUCAUGUUUCAAAGGGUGAUACUCAGUGUCUGUAGAGAACUCACCUGCUAUAAUGUUUAUCAUGAUGGCUGACGUAACAGCUGGGACGCCUGAGGUUACUUCCUUUUGUCAGAUGUACAAGUUUGACUUCUUCUGUCCAGACAAGUUAUCCUGCAGCUUCCACUGAAAAUGUCAUUCUAGUCUUGAAGCUCUUUCCAUUUAUUUAAUUUUGAGUCUAGAGUGCAUAUUCUUUUGCUCUAGAGGAACAGGAAUGCUGCAUAGUGGAGCUGGAAAUUUUUUCCUUGCUUCAGUUAGACAAAAAGCAGCUUUCAAGGUGCUGAGGUGGCAAAUGGGAGGAGGACUAAACUAGACACUGGCAUGUACUACAACAAAAGAUGCAUUUGUUCCAUCCAUUUUUUCCCCUUUUCUAUUAAAAAAAAAGGAUAAUCCACUUAAAGCCUUAACAGUUCUUCAGCUUUUUAGUCUUUUCUUUCUGUCUGGGAAGCCACAUACAGCAGUCUUAAGUUUAUUCAGUUUUGGCCACUGCUGAACUGAGUAUAGAAGAAUGCAGUAGUUAUUCUAAAGCUGUUCCUCUCCUUUUGUCCUCCAUAGUAACGUUGGAGGUAGAAUGGCAGUUACUCUGCCAGAAUAGAAAUAUAUUCCAGGAGAGCCAACUCAGCUGAGUUAACUGCAGGCUGCCAAGGGCCUGCUGUCCACAGCAUGGUACACGUCUUUGCUCCAUAAUCCUGCAGUCUCUGCCCGAGUGGUGCCCAUGCAUGCGUUUUUCAUAGAAUCAUAGAAUGGUUCAGGUUGGAAGGGACCUCCAAAGGUCAUGUAGUCCAACCCCCAUCAUGCUUUUAGGCACAUGAAAGCUUUUCAGAUUUGCAGUCUUGGUCUUUUCAGCACAGUAGCUGACUGUAUUUUUUGUGUUUGUUUUGUUACUGCUCACUGAGUUGUGCAUCCUUCUCGUGAAGGUACAAGUAGCCUGAUCUCCAGUUGAGUAAAAAAGCCUAGAACUGCAGGAACUAUCAGUAGCAGAGGGGAAGCCUGAUCUAAGAAGGAACUUGUUUUUAAUCUCAGCUGUGACCAAGUCACUGUUUUGCUGUUCUCACUCCACUGUCUGGCAAUCACUGUGCAUCUAUAUAGGGUUUAGGAGUUACCCAACUGUGAGACAUGGAUCAGGGGAUAUUUUCAAGCCAGCAAGUUUAUAGAAGUCACAGCAUUUUAGGGUUUUCUUGGCUAAUAAAGUAUUAGGGGAGCAAGAAGCCUUUGACUGCUGCUGAAGUCUGUUGUCAUCUCUGGGGCUUGAACACAGGCCAUGCAGGCUUAUCAAGUGGCUACUUUCUUCUUAGGUUUUCAUACCAUCUGCUAGGUGCUGAGUAAUUUCUUCCCCUCUGGGCAGAAGCUGUUCAUGUAAUUAAUUAGCUAAAAGGGGCUAUUGCAUGGGUUGUCCUCUUUGCAGAGGCAGAUUAGGGGAUGUUUAUUCCUUUCCUCUACAUACUGUUGGCUAGCCUACAUCCUGGCCCUGAUCUCAAGCUAUUACUCAUUUCCCUAGAGAGAAGGGGUAUCUUAUGCCUGAAAGAUGAUAGCCUGAAUAAAGUUGGAUCCCCCUUGCUGGGGAAACACACUGAAUCUUGCAGCUGGCUGUCCUUUAUUAACCCAGUAUUUGUCUUGAGAAGUCUGGUGAGGUCAUUAGUUUGGAAGGCCAAGGUCUGACUACAGACCUUAAGCAGAAUUGCUUUUCAGGCCAGGAAGGGAGAUUGGAUCAUAUGUUGAGGAACAAAGCAGUGUGAGCAGACACUUGAGUUAACUACCAUUGUAUUGUAUCAAGAUUGAAAUUUAUGUUGCUGUAUCCAAAGGGUAUUUUUUUUUCAUGGUCCAACUGAUGAUGCACCAAAGAAGACAAGGUGAGUUUUAGCUUGUGUGCACAGACAUACUCACCUGUUAGAUGACUGAAGGCGAAUGAAAGUUGUUUCAUCUGCAUAGUGUUGCUAGUACAGGGCAUCCAUAUGUAAUUUGUCUGAUAGCAUCACUCAAGGCUGUGCUUUUGACUUCUCAGCUAAUCAAGAAUGGGAAAUUUAAUUUGGAAGGACAGACAGUACAGACAUCUUGUUUUCUCUGCACAAGCUGAGAACAGUACAGAGGGCAUUUUAUUAUCUUAAGUGUAAAAAGAAAGCAGGAAGAAGUAUCAACAUAAGGGAUAGGGGAGGUGCAGUAAGAACUAAAUCUAAAUAGGAAUUCUGUGUUGGCUACAUAAGAACACAGAACCACACUGAUUACAAAAAGACACACAUGAGAUUGUUCUUAACGAGAGAAACCUUCCAUAUCUUAGUUCUGAGCUGUACCAGUGAUAAAGAUGUAAAUGAUUCUGGAGCACCCUAUCAGUGCUAGAGCAGAGUACUAAUGUGCAUGGAAGGGGAUCUCUCUGGUCCUGCUAGCACCAUCUCAAACCAGAUCUGAAGGGAAACUCUGCUCUGCAGAGAUGACAUGGGACUCAGUAGCAUUCUGACCCUAAAUUGAGUUGCUCAUGAGCAGACAGGGCCAGGGCACCGCUAGAGGAGACUGGUGUGAUACAAAUAAACACUCAGAAAACAGACAAAAAUACUAACUUUCUAAAGGAGUUCAACUUGGCUGGACUGUCUCCACCUUGCUCUGGCAGAGGAAAGGCCAAGCCAGAAUAGCACUUGCUUUCUUAGGCUGAGUUAAAAAUCCAUAAUGCAGGUUUUAAUGUUGACAGGGUAACAGUGCAGCCACAGGAAUACGUGGUGUUACUUCAGCCAGAGUGACACACACACUGCAUGGGACAGAGGGCACCACCUGCUUACACAUAGUGCCUGAUCAUAGGGACCACUUAAAAUACUUCACUUAGAAGGAGCACAUACUCCUAGGCAAAGGCCAAAGCAACCACAUGAAGUGAUUAGCCACUAGAGCAUGGUCAAUACCAUGCAAUUCAGACUCUUUUGCAAUAGGAGCAUUCAUCUCUUCAUUAUGGUUUCUUAAACUCUGCACUUUUAAGGACAAUCGUGUUUCAGUCUAUAACAGCACGUGUGAGCCUAUCUUAAGGGGCUGGCAUCUGAUUAAGGCUUUCACCUGCAGUACUCUAAAACCCCCACAGUCCUGUUAAGCAGAUCUGGCAACAGCAACACAACUCCUGCAUGAACAUAAACUAUGUUUCAACCCCAUUUCUGGAGUCAUUUAUUCUAGUAGAUCAAAGCAUACUGUGUACUGACCCAUACAGUGGCACACAGGUACGAUAGUCAAUUGGAUAAAAAACCUGCUCCACUCCCAUCUAAAACACUUGCUAACAUACCUUAAGAUCCUAAAGACACUUUUAGCUUAGAUCAGUGUUAAAAAGAAGACUAGUGUCACAAACCCCUGGACACACAACCUGCUCUUUAGUAUAUGAAGUUUGCAUCAGCAGAAAGUUUUUCUCAUUAAUCUGUUAAUUCAUUUAAAAAAAUGCAGUUGGCCAGGUAUCAAGGGACUUGUUUACAUAAAAGUAUAAAGAGGAACUCUUCUUUCAGGGUUUGCAUUACAUUUAAAAUAGUUUGCUAGUAGCUCAGCAGUUGUUCAAGUCCUUCAAAGUCCACACAGACUUCACAUAGAACACAGGCAGUGGCUGUCCAUUCCUAGCACGUGGAUGCAGUUGUCUUCCAGAGUUCAGAAGGACUUGUACUAGAGAACAGAUGAGACCUACUGAACAGUGAACUUUAUACCCCAGAGCUACAUAAACAACCAUAUUAAUAUUUAACCCUAAACAUCUAAUAGGACUCCUCAAGAUUCACCUUGUUUGUUCCGCAGGCACUAAGUUGCAAUCUAGUUCCUUAUUUUCACUGUAGCUCUAAAGAUUGCAGAAGUGAAAAAGACUCAUUGCCAGCCUUUUUUUCCUUAUGAUUAAAGGCAGACAGAUCAGAAGCCAGAGCUGGUGGACGAGGAAGAAAGGAAGUGCAAAAGUUCAUCUGUCAUUGUAGCCUCCAGUUUCUUACAGCAUAAAACUGGAUUGCAGUAGUCCUCCACGUCACAGGGCCACAAUACUGGUUUGUUUGGUAGUAAGGAAGUUAAGCUUUAUACUGAAGUCAUUUCUCGUGUAACAAAGAGCAAGAGGGAGACAACUGUUCAGUCAUUUUCCAGUUUCUUGCACCAGCUGCUGAACUGGAGAAAUAGUAAGGGACAGGAAUACUACCACAAAGAGAGACAUAGUAGAAGGCUUGGAAUAGUAACCCUAGUGGAGGGCUCAUUUCUGCUACUGUGUACACCUUGAUAAGACAUCAUCAGAUACACAAGAAGAGUCGCCUUUUAACAUACAUAAUAGUAGAACUAAAUUUUGAAAGAGAAUAUUCUUGUCUGGCUAUAGCUGAGAAUUAAGAGACCUUAAACUCUAUUUGUCAUUCAUUCCUUAAACAUCCACUUCAUUUGGUUUUCUGUUAGCCUUAGUUACAUCCUGCAGGAAAGUGCUUAAUGAUCAGGUCAAAAAAGCAUUUUGUUUUAAGCCAUUCCACCUUGGUGGACUGCUGAGCAUCUCUUUUGCUCUCCACUCAAGAAAGCAUUAUUACCUUGCAGCUGACCCCUCACUCGCCCCAUUUUCUUUGAAGUAUUCCUCUCUCCAACAUACUUCACUUCCUUCCCAUCUAAAAAGGCUCAUCAGAAGUUAUGAAGGUACUAAUUAUUUUCAAGAGCUUUCCAGUUACUCUGAAUUAGCCAACCAACCAAAAUCAUGGUGAGGAUACAUCCCACUAUCAGUUGAGUGGCUGUCAUUUUUUUUCUGGAUUUAAUCCACUCUAAUAAAGCCUGCCACUUGGCCUGUC
Messenger RNA from Pogoniulus pusillus (Red-fronted tinkerbird), 11515 nucleotides. RefSeq names its product angel homolog 1 (gene ANGEL1). The record is from RefSeq and is a predicted model, not a curated record. The transcript is spliced from 10 exons. Gene Ontology annotation, molecular function: 3'-5'-RNA exonuclease activity. Lineage: Eukaryota; Metazoa; Chordata; Aves; Piciformes; Lybiidae. The coding region runs from base 392 to 2119 and encodes 575 amino acids.